AUGCCGAGCGAGUCAGAGUAUGAGCAGGUUGAGGCCAGGCUGGUGCUUAACUGCCGUGCGAGCACAGGGCACAGCGAGGCCCCGGGGCUGCGCUGGGAGGGAUUUGUGCAGCUCGCACCUAAACCGCGCAUCACGUGGCGGCCCUUCCGCGCUCGCAGCCCGGCAGCGCGUCCUGCGGAGCGCGGGCACUGCGCUGCCCGGAGCCCCUCGGCCCGCCUGCCCAUGGCCCUGCGGCGGCUCCUGCAGCCCGGGCCCGGCCCCGGCCCCGCGGGCGGGGAGCAGGCGCUGCCCGCGGACGGCCGGAGGAUGCAGCACCUGGCCAGCACGGUGGGCACGCUGCCCCGCGGGCGCAGGCAGCUCGCCUUGGCCAGAUCCAGCUCCUUGGAGGACUUCUCAAAGCCACAGAGGCACCUCGUUGCUAUAUUGAAAGAAGAUAAAGAGACAUUUGGGUUUGAAAUCCAGACUAUUAGGUUUCCACACCACAAUGAUUUCUCCCUGGAGGUGUGCACUUGUGUCUGCAGAAUCCAAGAGGAAAGCCCUGCCCACCUCUCCGGCCUUCAGACAGGCGACAUCCUCAGCAGCAUCAACGGCGUGAGCAUCGAGGGCUUCGGCCACAAGCAGAUAGUGGACUUGAUCAAGUCUUCAGGGAACUAUUUGAGGCUAGAGACCGUCAACGGGGCCUUGCUCCUGAGGAAAAUGGAGCUGGAGACCAGACUGCAGGCUCUCAAGCAGGCGCUGCACCAGCGGUGGGGGGAGCUGCGGGCGCUGCUGGCCCGGGAGCGGCUCCUGCUGCACGGGGAGCUGAACGACAACGCUCUGCCGGGCGCGCUGGAGCCGGGAGAGCCCAGCCCGGGGGAUGGCUGCGGCUCCCCGGGACCCUUCUGGCCGGGCAAGCCGCGCUUCUCCAGCGAGAGCAGCUCCCGCAGCCGCCUGAGCUCCAUGACGCUGGGCAGCGAGGACAGCUUCUACCAGGGCAGCGCCUUCGAGGACUGGGCCGCAGAGAGCCUGAGCCGGCAGUCCAGCCUGGAGGACGACUGCGUGUUCCCCAGGGCCGGGGCCGGGGCCCGGAGCCCGCUGCGCAGGCACCGCAGCAUCAGCCUGGCCAGCAGCGGCUCCGGCGGCUUCGGCACCCUCCCGCGCAAGAGCCGCGGCGCCAGUGUGCGGAAGCAUCUUCUGAAAUUCAUUCCGGGCUUUCACCGGGCCGUAGAAGAGGAGGAAAGCCGGGUCUGAUGUCGCACGUGUCACCCUCGUGCCUGGGCUGUGGCCUGAGGCGGUGGCACCGCAGGGCACUCCCCUGGACAACAGUUCUGAUGAGAGUCACACGGCUCUGGGGUUGUAAUUAUUUUAAUUUUUAAUCAGAGCAAGCUGUGGACCUCUUCAUUAACGUGAAAAAUGAGCGACUCCAAAAUGUGAAGAACCUUUGGAGAACUUCCUCAGCGAACUUCACUGUUAAUAACAGUUUUUAAUUGAAUGCGAAAUUGAUAGCUAUUUAUUUCCUGUUACCAGAGUCAGUGUCUUCCAAAGGUCUUUAAUAAAACGAGUGCUUCUACUGAAA
This is a messenger RNA of Lonchura striata (white-rumped munia), 1555 nucleotides long. The record is from RefSeq and is a predicted model, not a curated record. Lineage: Eukaryota; Metazoa; Chordata; Aves; Passeriformes; Estrildidae.